This is a messenger RNA of Coregonus sp. 'balchen', 18993 nucleotides long. Lineage: Eukaryota; Metazoa; Chordata; Actinopteri; Salmoniformes; Salmonidae. The record is from the annotation of a GenBank genome assembly.
AUGCAUGAUGUUGAUAAAGGUGAGGUAACCUUGUCUUAAGUGACAUCACCUUCUCUGAGACAUGGAAGGGGAAGCAUCUCAGAGAAGGAGUCCUGCUGAUCUAUGAUCUAAAAGGCAGAACUGAUCCUAGAGCAGCACGCCUACUCUGAAUUUGGCCCUGAAGUAAGUCAAUCCUGUCCUGUACCGUUUGCUUCGUGGUACUGAUGGUUGCUUUUGCAUUGAAGAGUGUUGGUGGCAGCAUUGUAUUGAAUACAGGUUGAGCUGCUUCACUUAUAAAGACAUCACCUUUGAUUGGUUGCUGAUGACAGACCAGGUAGAUUGUUUGGAUGCGUGUCUUUUCUAAAUGGACCCUCAUCUCAGAGCACUGCAGGUCUGAGACUCCCUGCUUGGUGGUGUGAUAGCCGCAGGUUUGCAGAGUUAAAGGGAUACUUCAGGAUUUUGACAAUGAAGCCAUUUAUCUACUUCCCCAGAGUCAGAUAAACUUGUGGAUACAAUUUUUAUGUCUCUGCAUGCAGUUUGAAGGAAGUAGCGUUAGCACAAUGACUAGAAGUCUAUGGUAACUGCUAGCAUGCUGUUUAAGUGUGUGUCACGAUCGUCGAACACAGUGGACCAAUGCGCAGCGUGAUGAGUGAACAUACUUAUUUUAUUCCACACGAAACAAAACGAUAACGUGAAGUCCUUGGUUACAAUACAAAACCAACACGGAACAAGAUCCCACAAAACACUGUGGCAAACAGGCUGCCUAAGUAUGGUCCCAAUCAGAGACAACAAGCAACAGCUGAUACUCGUUGCCUCUGAUUGAGAACCACCCCGGCCAACACAGAAACACAAGAGCUAGAUAAUAAACCUAGAACACAAAACACAUAGAAACAACACACCCUGGCUCAACAUAACAGAGUCCCAGAGCCAGGGCGUGACAGUGUGUGUGCGUGACUGUGUGCACGUUUCUUUGUGUGUGUGUGUGCAUGUGUGUAAGAGAACAAAUAUCUGCCUCUACAGCCAUGCAAAUUCUCCCUGCCUUCCGCCUGUGUUAUCCCAGAUUAUUAAAGCAAAGCAGAACGGGCAAAUUUUAUUUAGCAGGGCUGAGGCUGCCAUCGUCUGAGCUGACAGUGAUUGUGAUGGGGAAGGGGAUGGCUGCAGUGUGUGCGAGAGAUAGAGAGAGAGUGUGUGAAUGUGUGUGUAUGUACGUGUGUGCAUGCAUGCAUGCAUACGUGUGUAUGACAGGGUUGGAUCUCCUGUGUGUCACAUGGCUGGUUCAGACAGGGCCAGACAGGGCCAGACAGGGACAGACAGAGCAUAAACAUGACAACUGCUGCACCUCACCCUGUCAGCCAGUCAGCUAGGGAGGGAAUAAACUGUAAUGAUGCAAUUGAAGGAAAUAUAACAGCAUUGUUUUCUGUAAUGACAGUAGCUGCACCAACCCUCCUCUGUCAGCCAGUAGAGGGAAUGCAGAAGGUAUCUAGUCCUCCAUGCCUGCGUCUGAAAUGUCACCCUAUUCCCUAUAUAGUGCACUACUUUUGACCAGAGCCCUAUGGGUACACUAUAUAGGGAAUAGGAUGCACCCUAUGUAGUCUUAUCUGGGGACUGAGUUGAGAUGGAUGCCAUUUUCUUUAUGAGGAGCUCAACAGGGUGAUUAUAUGGUUGGCUGGACCAUAAGCCUGCUGUGUGUGUGUGUGUGUGUGUGUGUGUGUGACUGUAGGGUUUAUGCUGUGUGUCUGAGGCUUAGUAGUGAUACAGUACCUAUCUCUCCAGUGUGUCAAGUCAAAGCCAGGGUGGGAUUCAGAUUGAGUCUGAUGGCUCAGCGCCUGUCCCAAGUGUUUGUUCACUGGCCUGGGUUAUGUCAGAGGACUGCUUCUUUAUUCAUGUUAUAAGCUCAAGGCACUGGGAGCUCUCUUCGAUAGGAUAAGCUCACAGUGCCUAAUUGGGAUAAGCUGAGUCAGUCCUUCAUUAGUCAGUGCCUAUACCUGGUGGGAUUACCUAGUGAAGGAGUGGAUGGCUCUGGACCAUGUGGGCAGCAGUACUUCUGAUUUGAGUCCUGUCGAUUGGAGUGGCUUUUAAUUAUUGGUGUCUUGUGAAGUCAGCCCCCAUCCCCUGUUAUUGUAGCUCGCACCGUAUCCUUCACAGGGAAUAACCAGGUGUGUGUGUGUGUGUCUGUGUGUGUCUCCGUCCUGCUCCUACUAAUGCAUCACCUUCACGUGAGACUUUCCUGCUGUGUGGAAGCUUCUAUAAAACUGAAUUGGAUUUCCUUCUCCUGAGCCUAUGUAUUCCACUCAGACACGCUUAUUGAUUGAAGACUUUUGUUAAUUCACCUAGCCCGGGCAUGUUUUUUAUUUACAAUUUUUUUGUUUUUUUCCCCCCCGAAGGCUUGUACUGAGUAAAAGCUGAGUUAAAAGCUGAAAGAAUUCAAUACAAAUUAGUUGCUUCUGAAAAUCAACCCUUUUUCCAUUUUCUGUUGCAGUUCCACUUUAAUAACUUUGAUGAAAAUGGUAGAAAGGCAUCAUAAUCAAUUAGAGAUGUUCAUGUUUAUGCAUGAAGGAGUUUGUGCUUUCGCCUCUUUAUUAGCUAAUUAUGCUAAUGAUGCUAUCAGUUACAUAAGCACACAUUCAACUGCAUUAUAAAGAAAGUGAGCGUGCACGUGUGCUCGCGUGUGUCAGUGUGUGUGUGCGUGUGUGUGUGCGUGUCAGUUUGUGUGUGUCACUGUGUGUGUGCUCAACUGAAUAAAACAACAUGCCCAGUACAGACAGAUGUUUGUGUUUGUGUGAAAGCAGUGGGACCAAGGUCAGUGUUUUUUUCACGAAAAUGCCAUUAUAAUGUAAUGUUAUACAUUUUGCAUCUUUGCCAAAUAGACAGUUGGAUGUUUCCCUCCAUAGUGUAGCUGACUGUCCGUCUGUCUCUCUCCACUCUCCCAGGUCUGGAGAAGGUUGGUCGGGACUCGAGCUACGAGCAGGAGGGGAAGGUGCAGUUUGUGAUGGAUGCUGUGUAUGCUAUGGCCCAUGCCCUACACCGGAUGCACAGGGAACUCUGCUAUGGAUACCCAGGCCUGUGCCCAAAGAUGACCAACAUCGACGGCAAGGAACUACUCAGCCAUAUCAGAGCUGUCAACUUUAAUGGUGAGUGGAGCACGGACGCACACACACGCACACUCACACUCACACACACACACACACACACACACACACACACACACACACACACACACUGCUCAGCCACAUACACAACAUCAACUUCAACUUCGAGUCACACACCACUCCCUCAUCAUACCCACCCUAUCCAUGACUCCUUUUUCUUUCUCCCCCUCCAAUCAGAGGACAUCUUGAACAUUCAUUAAGCUUUGAUUACAGGGUUACUGUAGUUCAUGAGGUAGUUAGUGAAAUGAUUUACGUUUUGCCCCAUCUUGUUUCCCCCUAGUGUCCUCCAUGAGCCAUGAUCCAUCCUCUCUGAGAGCAGUCCUCCCACAGAGUGCGUAGGGUUACACAUGCUAUUCCCUCUCAGUGAUAGUUCCCUUUACUGGCUCUCAGUGAAAGGGAUAAUACUACUAAUACUAAUACUACUGCUCUCUUCAUAUUUCUCAACUAAUUAUCCUAACUUAUCCUGCUUCCUUCACCUGCUAAUGGCCAUACUCCAUGAAUCUAUUCUGUACAUUAUUUUGUAUACAUAAUAUUCUAUAUGUUAUGUAGUUCAGCUUUUUAACUAGUGGUGCCAUGGAAUAUCCAUCCACUUCUCCUAACAUAGUUUACAACGCUUUGUGCUUGCUGCAGAUGGUGAUUAACUUGGAGCUUGACUUGAGACUCAGUAAUGCUUUAAACUUGUUUUCAUGAGUGUUGUGCUUAUUUGACUGUUUUGUCCCUCUCGGCCUCCGAAGAGCAUAAAUGGGCAAAAACAAUUGAUAUAGCUCUAAAUAACAUUAGACAGUUCAUUUGAAUAUGUACUUUCUGCUUCUUUUUGUUAUGGCUAUAUUUAUUUAUCUCGCUGCAUAUUCAUUUGUUAUGUUCCAUUCAACUCCUGUGAUUUGCAUCAGUUGUGUUGAUCGAUCAGCGAGUCUUGCCUGUAUUAGAAUUACUGCAUGAGAAUUCCUCUCUAAAAUGAAUAAUUAGCCCACGAGGCAGUUUUAAAGACUGUAAGAGCAUUAGGUAAUAAAUGUAUUCAUACAGUGGCGGUGUCGUCCACUCACAAACACUGAACAACACUUUACACUCCAGUGGCUUAAGCAAAAUUCACAUGGCAUUGUAAAUACUGUAGCAUCCAUAGCUAGUACAGCACCUGCAACUUAUCGGCGAGGGUUUGGACCUCUUGGCAGUGAUAGCAAAGGUAUUGGGCUGAUAAACACAAGAUUGCAGGUUCAAGUCCUACUAUGGCCAUUCUAGCCCUGUUGAAUACUAAAGACACAGGUCACAUAGUACUUCACCACCAUUUAAGACAGUAACCUCCCUUAAUAGAGCAAAAUGUCACUGCCCACUUGAUUGAGAUGAAUGUAGAAGGGCAUGGAGCAGAGAGCAGGCCUGACAAACGGCACUUUACCAGACUACUUACUAGAGAUCAGUAAAUCUUCUGUCUAUUGAAUGCUGCUGGUUUUUCAAUGCCGAGAGGCACAAGAUAAAUUGCCGUAGGGCUGUUGAUGUUGUUUACAUCUAGUAUCUAGUCUUCAACAGGCCUGGGAAUACUUGACGUGUUUGUUUUCAAGCUGACUACACGGAGAAGCAACAUGUUGUGUUGGUAUCGAUUUCUGCCCCUCUGGAGUUCAACAGGAGGUUAAUAAUAAUAACGCCAGAGGAGUGAAUGUGUUUUCUGCUGGGGACUGAUGUUGAUGAUGUUGUAGACUUAUGUUGUUUUGUGUUCUUCAGCUACAGGCUCUUAUAGUACAUCAUGUCUGGCAUAGCAAGGUUAGGGCUGUUAUUGGAUAAAGUUACAGACUGUAUGUGUGUGUGUGUGUGUGCGUUCGUGAGCGAGCUAGCGAGCGAGAGACGGCAAGACGAGAGAGUUUAAGUCAGUGUAUGUCAAUAGAGCACACUUCUAUUGAGACGGACCAUCCACAGUGCCCUUGACAUGGCUGCAGCAGGGGCCAGGGAUCCAUACCAAUCAAAUGCAACUUAGAGGAGCUGUGCUGAGCUGAUAGGCCCGAUCCCCCUGCUUACCGACACAGGCGGAAAAUCAAUCCAGCGCCUUUUGUCUUGACAGAGAGGAAGAGCCUAAUUCAGUAGUGAGGUUUCAGAACGAUCUAGGGAAAACACACACCAGGUGUGGAGAUAUCUCAUGCAGACACACACACACAUGCACACACGCACACACACACACACACACUGGCCGGUGCACUUAUUAACGAUCUUUCCCCACGGAACCCUGCCAGAUCUAACCUUUCUCAGCAGCAUGAGAUUGGACACUUGGAUGACCCCUCCAUUGACCCCAAGUGUGUGUGUGUGUGUAUGUGUGUGUGUGUGUAUAUCCCUACAGUGUUCAGGUGUUAUCGAUGUGCUCUCUGACUGUGACAGAAACUCAUGCUGAUGGAGAGAGCACCUUCCUGCUCACACACUUCCUAGCUCUAUCCCUCCCUCCCUCCCUCCCCUCCCCUCCGUCUCUCUUUCCCACUCCCUCUCUCCUUUAUCUUCUCAUUAUCUCUCUUUUCACUCUCCUUUUCUCCCCUACUUCUCUCUCUCCAUCUGUCUCUCCCUCCCUCCAUCUCUCCACUUCUCCCCUCUCCCUCCAUAUCUCUCUUGUUUUCCCUCUCAUACACACACGCAGAUGGUGGUGCAUUGCAGAUCCAGGGGAAGAAAGACAAUAAGGAACAGUGCCUGUAGCAGCAAUCACACGCUACACCGUGCAGACUGCAUCUGAUACCUCUUCUUCUGUUCUGUUCAGCUUGAGUCUCCACACCCUCUAUUGUCUCCACAGUGAUCUAAAGGACAUUCUGGUUGUGCCCCGAAUGGCACCCUAUUCCCUAUAUAGUGCAUUCCCUAUAAAGUAGUGCACUACAUAGGGAAUAGGGUGUCAUUUAGGACGCAUCUUUUGUCUCAUGUCGAGCACUGACUUAUUAAGCAGCCCACUUCAGACGUUGUGUUGUCACUUGAUUCUGUCUAGAGGCCACUAGAUGAGUUUGCAUAGUUUUAUUCAUACGCAUAGGCAUGCUGCAGAUCCUAUUUUCUUUGACCAAAAACAUGACACUUCAGAUUUGGCUCAAUGUUGAUGAUGUUUUCCCUGUUUUUGUUGCUCUUUUCUGUUUCUCUCUCCUUUUCAUCCUGGUCCAUCAUCAGUCAUCACCAUGGAUGGAUUGACUCAGAAUGCAAGCAAGAUAUCAAACAGACUACUGUCUCUUUCAUCAUCUCAACUCAUCUAGUUCUUUUAUCUAGAAUGUCCUGUUCUGUUGUUGCCUACCAACAACAUCCCCUCUAGUACUGUAAGUCAUUGUGACAACACUCUGUAAAGUAACGCAUUUAGGGACUGUUAUUGGCAGAGGAAAUCUCAUUUCAGUUGCUGUUGGGCUAUUGUGACUCCGUUUUCAAUGAGCAGCUGAAGUAAAUGUAGAAAAAUAGCCACAACAAGUCUUUGUACACUUUGUAGGACAGAUAUCAAAAGACAUCUUUAUGUCUUAAUCAGUCUCUCAUAUGAAGGAAAUAAUGCACAUCGGCAACCCUGCAGCUUUUGAGGACCAGUGUGUCCCACCACUUCUGCUCUGAUGAAUAUGAUAAUCUAGGUCUACGUCCCAAAUGGCACAAUAUUCCCUAUAUAGUUUCCGUACAGGCCCUUGUCAAAAGUAGUGCACUAUAGGGAAUAGGGUUCAAUUUGGGAUGCAUCCCAGUAGUCCACUUUAUAAGCUGCCUCCAGAGUGUGUUACAGGAAGCCACACAUGUCCCAGGUCUGCUCCUGGACAGGGACAUUACACACGUCCAAUGCAACCAACGUGCCAACACAGAGUGACACAUAGGGCUCUAUUUUCGGCUGGCGUUACCACGGCGCGAGUGUUAAAUGCACUUAAAUGCACCUCAUAUUAAAACUGCCACACUGGCAUUUUCCAGCCCCAACGCCAGGUUCGGCAAUUUACAUGUCUUAUAUCAGCUAGCUUGCUCUCAAAUGGGCGAGGUGGAAAUAUUUUAGGUGUGUCCUUAAAAACAUGAUCCAAAGUGCUAAUUUCAGACAGCGCUGACAGGGAUAUUUAAGACCAACCAAAAGCUGUUUUUAACAGUAACGCAGUUGGUUAUGGCAUGAAUUUAGACAGCAGAAACGCAGUCUAUCCAGCUAUGACGCACACUGCCCAUAUGCACAUUGAGCAAGAGUAGCCUAAUGUGCUUUUGGUGCCUGAAUACUUAUUUAGUAUUUAGAAACCAAAAAAGUAUGUUUUUUCCCAUUUAGAUUUAUUUGAUUAAAAACCAUGCCUCCCCUCCUCUCAAUGAAGGCUUUUUUUUGUCUGCCCAUAUGUAAUCAUGAAGUAGUCAAUAAAGGGUUUGGCUCCUGAGACCGCUUGGAAAUGAAUCUUAAUCACCAAAGCUUUAUUAAAAUAGCAAGUUUGAGAGGAGUAAAACAGUGAGCUGACAUUCCCUUUUUAUCUAUGCAUUGUAGGCAGGCCCACAUUAUUUUAGCCGUACAAGUCCCGUUUUGGACGUGUGUAAAACCCCCUCCAUGGUGUAGGCUACGUAUCCAUAUCCAUCAUGAAACGAGAGAUGAGAACCUCUGUGAAUACCGGUGAACCUCGUAUUUAGAAGUUAUCUCUCCUGUAAAAAUGGCUUGUUUUCCGUUUUAUAGGUUCAAAACCCAAGCCCUCCCUUAGGCCUACUAUAACGAAGGCUGGUUCAACAGCGAUGUGUGUCUUUUAUCCUGCCGAUUUUAUGAUAUCAUUACAUUUACAUGUAUUUCUUGUUUUUGUUGUUAGAAAAAAAAAUGGAUUGAUUGUUUUCCGUAAAAUUGUAUUACAACCAAACGUAUUAUAAUUAUUCACCUUCCUGGUUUUAUGCCGACAACGUCCGUGGCGCGUUUGCAAUGCAACUUCUGAUGUGUGAAUGCGAUCUGCUCUGUGAAAUGGUUCCGAUUAUGUUCAUAAAACAUUGGCCUAUUUGGGAGAGUUAACGGUGAGUAGACAUUCUAACUUUCUAUUUAUUGAAUCUUUGUCCAGCUACUGUCAAAAGUUUGGAUGUGCGUAAAACCCUCCAUAAUCUGCGUCAUUUUAAUAUUAUAUGCCCAUGGGGAGAAAUUAUGGUGUCUGUAAAUUUGACUAUUUAAAACAUGUUGUUGUUUAAUGUGAUUUAGAAUUAUUAGUUCUCUGUUUAGACCUUAUCAAUAAUGAAUGUAAUCUUGCUUAUUGACAAUGUUUGGCAUGUCCAUGCUCAGCCAUAAUGCAAUUUACAUUAGGCCUAGCCCCUAUAUCAGUGUAAAUGCUACUGAAGCCAUGCAAUUAGAACAGUGUGGACUGUAAAUGGGUUCAAGUUAAUGUAUUUAGCCAAGAUAGGUCUACAUUUUAUUUCGUUUCUGUAAUCCAUUUAAUAAACUAUAACGGACUAACAUUGGAAUUGGAAUUGAUUCCAAGGCAAUACAUAAAAGACUGUAAAAACACAACUUGAAACAACGACAUAUUUUGCCAUGGAGCACGUUCUGAUUGGCCAGUUAGGGGCCAAGCCUCCACACACCCACAACUUGUUUACUCAUAAAAAACCAGUCCUUGUGCGCCAACGCCAGCAAGUGUGCCAAUAAUUGUGAUAGUGAAAAUAGCAAAAAUAUUUCUGACACACCCCUGAACCUAUAGCGCUACAACCUGCGAUUAGAUUUACCAUUGCGUUAGGUUUGUUAAAAUAGAGCCCAGUGGUGUUACAUGAUACAUAAUGCCUCCCACUACCCAGGUCACCUCCAUUGUCCUCUAUGAAUCCUCCGGCGGUCUAAUGAAUAGCUUGAUAAAGUCCAUUAAUGUUCAUCUCUUACCUUUUAUUCCUGAAAAUAUGUCCAAGGUCCCCUCCUUUUCAGUCUAUGAGAAACCUUAAUUGUAGUUCUGUGCGUGGGAAGGAAGGAAUAAAAAUGCCUUACAGCCUGUACUUUCACUUUCACACUGGGGUAAAACUUUGAGGAAAUACAUUCAACUAAAACUGCAAAAAACUUUUAGAAAAUAUUACAUUUUUAGACAAUGGAACUUUUCAGGAAAUCUCCCAGAAAUCUCCAAUGGGCAGUUGGAGAGAUGGAAGUGUGGUUUUUUCCUCCUCUUUUCUCCUAUGCACUUCAGUGUUAUCUGUCAAAUGAGUCAUAGUGAUACAAGCAGAGAGCUUUCAUCCGUGUUCAGUGUUGAACAUCAAGCCAAUAUCAUAUCUAUUGUUCCUAGCUAUGUCUGUAGAGUGUGGUUGAAUGGCAUUAAUGUGUUGUUAAGAUCCUUUAUUAACUACCCUGUCCCUGACAGUGUGGAGUGAGAAUACACCGGUUUAGCGAAGAGACAAAAAAACGUACACAAAGGACUGCUUCGCACUUCUAGUUUAGAACACUGAUGAGGAUAUUGACUGUAUUGAUCCAUCUACUAACCCUCAUAGUAGUGCUAUGUUCGCUGGAAAUGAAAAUUCACAGUGUAGUGUGUCUCAAUCUUAGCAUCCUGUAUAACAGUAUUUUAUCCUCAUCCACAAAGCACAGGACGCUGGACAAAGAACUCGGGCAGAGAAAGAGAACAAUAUCCACUUUUUCCUACUCUACCAAAAAGUUAUUUAUUGAGCUAGUGCCAGCUCCUAUAUUUCGACCAUAUUGUGGUCUUGGUCGGGGCCACCCUCCACGAGGCUCUCCAUUACCCUUCUAUGGAGAGGGCAGCGGAGCCAAAAUAAUUAGGCCCUGAGCCGUGGAACCGUGGAGUCAGUAUGUGUGUGUGUGGACAGCUGUGAGGAGAGGACACGGCCAUGCUAGACAGAGCUAUCUCAUUACAGCCCAUCUCCACAGGACUAGCUGCUCUAGCUCUGACUGCUCAGGACAAGAUGGACGCCUUCUCUACGGGAACCAGCCCGGGCUAAUUAGCAAGGAAUAACGACUAGAUGAUAGUUAGAGGGAAGAGAGAGGGAGAGAGGAGGAUGGAGAGAGUAAGAAGAGAUAUAUACAGUGAUGUGUGUAAGGUUGUUAUGACCUGUAGGUCAAGUCAAAUAAAAUCUCAAUCGUAUUCAUAUAUAAGCUAGAAUGAGCUUCACAUCACCUCUGAUCUCAGUGUUAUUAUGUUAAUUUUCUGCAGGAUAACCGAGCAGAGUGUGUUUAGUUCAGAGCCAUGAAGACAUCAUUUCUGAGAGAGAGAGAGAGAGAGAGAGAGAGUGUACUAAAGUCUUUCCAUGUUCUGACAUGCAUCUCCAGUCUCCUAUUCCUUCUCUGUGCUUUGCACAAAAGAUCCCCCUGUACCUCUGUCUGCCUGUGUGUCUGUGUGUGUGCGUGCGUAGCCUACCGCUGUCCCCACUCACGACGUUAAAAGAGCAAUCGAUACCUGGAGAUAAGUUCAAUAAGCCAGAAAUCUCAGACAGCUGUUUCGGCGACUUAAGACAUUGCUCUCAGUCUGCCGCUUGCCUGCCGGGCCGCCACACACUGAACACUUCCUCAGCCCAGAUGACCAGAAGCUAUCAGAUAGCCAUUGGAGGAUUAAUAGAACUUUAAGCCGGAGGCGGCGGUGAUUGUACAUGCAUCAUUUUAUUCACUCUAAUGUAGGAUAUAAUGCUGGCAUUAGACAUAACUGACAACACCAGGUUUAUGGACCUGCAGAGAUCUUUCUCUCUCUCUCUCUCCUCUGCCACAGUCACACCGUAAUGAAAUCAGCAUGUCCAUUAAGCCUUAGUGGAGACAAAGGAGUUUUGGAGGGAGUUUGUCUGUCUGCCGUGUCGGUUUCUUGAGAAAUGCGGCAUUGCCUCAUCAGCCUAUGAGAGUUUUGUCGUGUGUAUGUGUGUGCAUGUGUGUCUGCUAAAGUCAGUGAACAGAGGAGGUAUAUCUGCUAUGGCAGCUGGUCUCUAGCCUCCUGGAUACGCGCUGAUGCCUUCUCUCUUUCAUUAUGCACACUAACAAUACUGCUCUAGGACAACCUACUCCCUCCAUCCUUCUCGCUCUCUCCCUCUCCCUCUCUCUCUCACCCUCUCCCUCUCUCUCUCUCUCUCCCCCCUUUUUCUCCCUCCCUCCCUCCCUCCCUCCCUGCCCCUCUUUCUUUUUCUCUCUCUCGUUCUCGCUCGCUCUCCCUCCUUCUCUCUCUCUCCCUCUCCCUCUCCCUCUCUCUCUCUCACCCUCUCUCUCUCUCCCUCUCUCUCUCUCCCCCCUUUUUCUACCUCCCUCCCUCCCUCACUCGCUCUGCUCUGUUCUGGGGAAGAUAAUCAAAAGAGAUUCUCUUUAGAGGAAAGAGAGGAAGAGGAGAAGUCAACAGGAACGGGAGGGUUUUGUCAAGUUCAGACUGAGGGCCACUUAAUUUGGACCCCCUCCAAAAAAUGUGUUUUCUUCCCAUCAGCUACAGUGUAUCAUAACUCUGUGAUGAAAUGUCUUCCCUUGGCCUACUGAUAGUAGGGCUUAGAGAUGCAGUAGAAAGGAGGGUGUUAAAGGUUUGGAUGGUUUUGAAACUUGCCCGAGGCAGGCAAGAACUGCUAAUGACCAACUAGGAAAUUUUUUAAAAAGAAGGGCGAAUGAUCAAAUCAAAUCUCAGACCAACUGACAAAUCUAAAGUAUCUAAAGCAUUCCGAGAUCAUGAGGCCAAACAUCUUAGGUUGCUUGAGGACUCUUGCCGUCGAGUUUAGAGUAGAAAAAUAACAUAUCUUCAUUAUAUCCAUUAUUUCAUUAGCCAACUCACCCGCCCACCUCUAAGCUCCAAUGGCACAUUACUAAUGGCUACACAGCCUCUGUGCUCCCUUCCACUGUGAAACACAACAAAAGGCUGGCUCUGGCUCCUGCUUCCACAUCCUGAUAAACUAUGUGUCACGGGUUUCUGGCAGUUUAAUAAUCAUUAUAAUCAGCUGCCUUGUUGAGCCAAGAAGCACUAAUCUCAUUAUAAACCCUGUGGAUGUUAUCCCUCACCAGAUUAACUGUAUGGAACUGCUACCCACAUGAUUACUGCAGGGUGGAUGGAGGGUUAGGGUACAGCGAAGAAAGGCUUCUAUAUGCCAGAAGCAUGUAAGUAAUGGAUCACAAUCAAGUGAAUUAAUAGGCUAAUGCAUAUGUCUUAUAGGAGAGAAGAGGGGGGUGGGAGCAAGGAUGGGUGGGAGCGAGGGAGAUAAAGAAGAGAUACAUAUGAAGACAAGAGAAAGAGAGGAGAUAAAAGAGAGAUAAAGAACAAGAGAGAGUGGGGGAGGAGAAAAAGGGAGGAUCAACAGUAAAUGUUUAGGAGGAGGAGGGAGUUUAGUUAUUAUAGUAAAGCCUCCCCUGAGGUAACCGUUUAGUGUGGGAUAGAGGGAUGGAGGGAUAGAGGGAUGGAGGGAUAGAGGGAUGGAGGGAUAGAGGGAUGGAGGAAAAAUAAAGAGAAGGACGGAGAGAAGAUGUGUCCUCAUUACUGGGGGCCUGUGUGUGCGUGUAAGUGCAUUAAUGUAUUUGUGUGUUUGUGUGUGUGCGUUCCUGCGUGUGUGUGACUAUGUGCAUGCUUCUUUGCGUACGUGCAUGUGUGUGUGUUGUCUCCCCCAUUAGGAGUAUAGAUGUAUGGCUCACACUGCUGGCAGCCACGCCACUCAGUCACUCUCGCUCCUCCUCUCAGCUCCUUCCUCUAUGUUAUGUUUUAUUAAUCUGGGUUGCAGGGUGGUUUCUGCAUCAGGCCUAUCAAAACACUCACUCUUCUCUGUUUCUGUCACGAUGGGGAGUGGGGAGACCUUUGAAGCCUGCAACGCUCGUUCAGCCGGUCCCUCUCUCCUUUCCUGUAUUCUCCCCCAUCAGAGAUUUUACCCAGCCUAAAUCUCUCUCUCUCUCUCUCUCUCUCUCUCUCUCUCUCGCUCUCUCUCUCUCUCUCUCUCUCUCUCUCUCUCUCUCUCUCUCUCUCUCUCUCUCUCUCUCUCUCUCUCUCUCUCUCUCUCUGAGAUCCACAGGGAAGAGCUGUUGGCAGGGUAUUUAGUGUUUAUCUCAGAUUAGGAGGAUGUUGCCUCCAGAUACUGAUCUUAGGUCAGUUUCGACUUUCUCCCCUUAAUGGUUUAGGUUAGGAUUAGAAGAGAGUAAGCUGAUCCUAGACCUAUGCCUUGCAACUGUAUCUUCAGGGAUUUGUAUCCCUGCCUUUUAGUAGGAGUAUAACUUACCUAGAAUCCAUUCUCUCUACCCACAAACUACACAGCAGAAAGCCAAGCUCAUCUCAGACCAAACAUAAGCCCUAAUGUCUGAAUGUCUUCAAUCUGAAAUUCCCUACUCCCUACUUCAGCUCUGAGCCUUGGUCUCAUCUCACCAUAGCCCACCACUAGACAGAUCAGUUGGCGGUUUUGGACUGUUUGGGUCUGCUGGGUGAAAGGUAUACCUCAGCCUGCUCUUACUUAUCCAGUUACAUAGCUGGGACCUAGCUGAAGACCUGUGUGUUGAUUAAAGGGCCUCUAACCCCAUUCUCCUUGGGGGAGGUGGUGAUAGGGUACAUGUGUCUGGUCAUGUGAGAUGUACUAUAAAGACCAAUGAGGGUGAGGUCGAUGAAAGGACUUUGGUGUGUUGAAUGGUUGUUAGGGCUACCCACUGAGGGGUGAGUUUGAGGUUUGUCGUGUGUGUGUGUGUAUGUUGUGGGAAAGAAGGUUAAAUGUUGUUGCUUACACUGACACAGUGAAGGUCAUGGUUAACGAUGCAGAAUAGUGUGACAUUUAAAUGUCGAUAUCUCCAUGUUACUACUUUCAGAAAUGGCUGAGGAACCAUGCUUCACUGACUUGUACUGCUGUGGUCAAAUUGCCCUUAUAAGGCACAUACUGAACAAUUAUAUUAGUCAGCUUGGUUGUAUCCAGUAAUCGUCAUCAGAGUAGCUAAUAUGGUUUGGGACAGGCUGUUUCCAGAGAGGACGUGAGUAUGAAGAUGUGUUUGUGUGUAUCUGUGCGUGUUUGCGUGCGUUUAAGUGUGUGUGUGCGUAUAUUUGUGUAUGUGUGCAUGUGCAACUUGCAUCAGUCGUGUCUGCAUAAUCGGCCUCAUUGGUUGGGCAGGGAACAGUGAGCAGUAUUGGGCCGUAUAUUAACACCAAUUUGAAAGGCAGAAAUACUUCCUGAGGCUGUGCCAUGAUUCAUUUCCACACUGAUGAGAUGGAGUCCUCUCCCAUUUGCAAUGCAUGUUCCCCCGCUGUUGUGCUAAGCAAGGGAUGCACGGAGAAGAAGUUGUUCCCACUCACUGAUAGUAUGAUAUUAUCAGUGUUCUGCUUCUCUGUAGCAUCAACCAGAGGGCUAUCUUAGUGGACUCACGUGUUUGUGUGUGUGUGUUUGUGUUUGUGUGUGUGUGUUACUGCGGCAGCAUCUCACAUAGCACCUUAUUCCCUAUGUAAUGCACUACUUUGGACCAAAGCCCAAUGACGCCCUGUGUAGUCCUGAUAUAUAGGGAGCUGUGUUGCACUACUAGCCAAAUACUAAAAUUAGACAAAUGAGUCAACAAGCAGUCUGGACACUUCUCUCUCUGUUGUAAUUAUGGAAGGCAGGAGGAGACAGACAAACAGAUAGGCAGACAGGAGCAAGCGGCGAGUGGCGGCGUCUAGUGUCUUUGAAUUUUGGUGGGCGGGGCUGUGUGUAUGUGUUUGUGUCCGUGUGUGUGUCUGUGUGUGUGAGUAGCGUCGGGCCGGGCGGCUGUGUGAAGGCAGAUUAAAGAUAGACGGAUAAUGGUUUACCCAGAGUUCUCUGGAAUUCUUCUUAUUCAUUACCACUGGCCAUGCACAGAGAGAGAGAGUGAAAUAGAGAGAGAGAGAACUUUCCAUUUCUCUCUUAUUCUCCUAGUAUCUCUCUCACUCCCUUUCUCACUCUGUCUCUCCUGGCAACUCUCCCUUUCGUUCUAUCAGAUAUGAUACAUUCACCGUUGCCAUGAUGAACAGCUUUCUGUAGGAAUGUCAGUAAUGAACAGCUCUUUUAAGAUGUAUGUUUGUAAUUACAUUACUGCUUUGAUGGCCAGAUUCUCAACCCGCGCUGCUGCCACGCUGAAAAAUUGGAUUUCAACGCUUCAUAAGAGGAGAAAGAACCAGAGAGAGAGAGGGAGGGUGAGAGGGAGGGAGAGGAAGAGAGAGAGAAUGGAUGAGGGGGCUGUGAGUUUAGCAUAAUCGAUGGAGAAAGAAAGCCUAUCUGUGAAACACUUUGCACCCGGGGAGGUAGAGGUUGUUUACGCACGCACUCACACACGCACACACACACACACACGCAUGGACGCACACACAUACAUACACACAUUUUCUGCAUAAUUAAUAUGUGUGAAAUCUGAGCCCGGCUCAUUAGGGUGACAGGUAGACACAAGACUACUGAAUGAACUUCUGAAAAAGAUUCCCACUUUGUAAGAAACAGAAUAACAACCUUAAACCAUACUUACAACAUACAGUAGGUAAUACCCAAGCAUGUGUAAUAAUCGUUAAGGUGUAUAUAUAAGUUAGAAUUUUUUUUUUUUGUGUUUGACUAAAUCGUGUGUUUCUGUGAAAAUGCAGAACUACAAUGAUAUUGUACAAUCUUACAGAAUGGUAAAUUAGCUUUCUGUGUGAUGAAUGAUAUACAGUGUGUCAUCUUGUUAAUUCUUCACUUUCUCUGCCUUCCAGGAAGUGCCGGUACUCCAGUGGUGUUUAAUGAGAACGGCGACGCCCCCGGACGCUACGACAUCUUCCAGUACCAGAGCACCAACCGCUCCACCAGAGAGUACAAGGUCAUAGGCACCUGGACCAACAAACUACACCUAAAUGUGAGACUAACAUAAUAGCAAUACUAUCUUUUGUGAUCUAGUGUUGUCGUAUAGUGUCACAUUCAGAGGCAUUCAUACAUAGCCGGGUCCCUGCUCUGUUUGUGCCAUAAUGUCAACAUGUUUGAUGAUAGCACAAACAGCUCUGAGAUCAGGCAAAUUGUAUAGAUAUCAGCAUUUAUUCAAGAUCAAGUCUUGAAACUUCAGAUUUUUAUUAAUUCGUUAUCAUCCAAAACUUGUUUUUGUGUCAUGUUUGGGUCCCAUCUUGUCCCAGUUUUUGUCCUAUGACCAUACUGUAUGUCAGAGUAGUUGAUGUGUUCCUGAACGCAUAGAGUUACUGCUCAGCGCUUGAAUUUCAAUGAGCAGCUACUUGUUUUUCAGCUGUUACUGAUUGGAAUACACACACACACAGUCUUGUACAGCUAACCUUGUGGGGACACACAAUUCAGUCCCAUUCAAAAUCCUAUUUUCCCUAACCCCUAACCCUAAACCUAACCCUAACCCGUACUCUUACCCUAACCCUAACCUUAACCCAAAAACCUAACCUUAACCCUAGCUCCUAACCCUAACCCUAAAACUAACCGUAGCUCCUAACCCUAACCCUAAACCUAAUUCUAACCCUAACACUAAUUCUAACCUUAAACCUACACCCCCUAGAAAUAGCAUUUGACCUUGUGGGGACCAACAAAAUGUCCCCAGUUGGUCACAUUUUUGUUCGUUUACUAUUCUUGUGGGGACAUCUGGUCCCCACAAGAAUAGUUAACAUCCGCACACGCACGUCCGCACACACACACACACACACACAUAAACACUGGAACACUGGAGGGAGGGAUGGAUACACACACACACAAACACACAGGCCACAGGAGGAGUUAUGACUUGGUAAACGAGCAGCGUGUUCUCACACAGACUCCUAGAACAGACAGGGUGGGGCACGGUUGGGCUGUACUCUCUGAGGGAUCUUUAAACCAUCUGCUCUAGUCGUGCGUGCAACUUUCCGGUAUAAGCGAAUACGUUUGGACAGUAGAAGCUAUAUUGACUGGACUGGAGACUUGGAGACUGGAGACUUGGAGACUGGAGACUUGGAGACUGGAGACUUGGAGACUUGGAGACUGGAGACUUGGAGACAAAUGGAAGUUAGGCUCAAAUGCUGAAUUUCAAUGUCUAUUGAACUUAUCUUUUCUUCCAUGACUGAAUGUCUCUUGUGCAUUCUCUUUGUUCUUCGAUCUGUUUACCUUGGCUGGACUGGGAGGUAGCAACAGCAUACUAUUCCCUCUCAGCUGGCUGCUGAGAACUAGAGCCAGAAUAGCCCUAUUCCAUAUACAUUUUGUUUCACCUUAACAAGUGUUUUGAAUUCAAGGUUACAAAUAAGUAUCCAAAUAAUUGAAAGAGGAUUCACCCAAGUGGCGGAAGUUACUGUUUCUUCUCGGGGUAAAUCUCUUCCCUUAGGAUCAGUUGUGCCGUUGGACAUGCUUUUCUUUCAUGUUCAUAAUGCUUUAUGGGAUAACUUUAAUGAGGCCUAAAGUAUUUUUUUUAUAAUUAUCAAUUAUACCCCAAAAAGUUCAUGGCCAGGCUUAAUGUGUUUUUGAGCGUUCAUAAUUCAAGCAUGGCCGGCUAUCGCUUUACCACAAAAAAACUGGAAGAGAUAAUAGCACUAAAGGGAAAUAAUAUACAAAAAUGAAACGACACAUACAGACAGGUUUCAUUUCUCCUCUGACGACUGAGUAGUUUGACCCAAUAUUGGUAAUUUAAUCUAGUUCUAGAUUUCUCCAGCCAGCCAGUUUCCUCUAGUUCUGCUGGAUCAGUACUUUGUGUGCGUGUUCAGAGAUAGAGAGAGGAGCUCCGUUCCCAUCACCCUGGGCUGUGUUAUAAACAGUUUAUUACACACACACUGCAUCAGACUGAUGCAGAUGGCCAAUCUGUGCCAGCUCUGAUUACACCAGUUUAAUUUCUAUUAGAUUUAUGCCUAGCAGGCGAAACAAGGGACAUGAUAAGAAGUUCUGCUUGGGCUAAUUACUUUGUGAGUUGCACUUUGGGAAAUGUUUAUGCAGGUACAAACAUUUUAACGACAGUAGGCUUUGAAGAAGGCUAUUACACAGUCAGAACUAUUCUAGUCAGACAUUCCUUAGCCAGAAAGUCUAGAAUAACAACCAUUCUAGAACCAAAACCAUUAUUGAGUCCCAACCUAUCUGUCCUCUGAUUGGUUCUCUCCUCUCUCCUGUGACCUUAUGACCCCAGGUAGAGGCCAUGCAGUGGCGGGCAGGCGACCCGUCCCUCCCUGCGUCUGUGUGUAGCGUGCCCUGCCGGAUGGGUGAGAGGAAGAAGAUCGUGAAGGGUGUGCCGUGCUGCUGGCACUGCGAGCGCUGCGAGGGCUACCACUUCCAGGCCAGCGAGUUCAGCUGUGAACUGUGUCCCUACGAACAGCGCCCAGACGCCAACCGAACGGGUUGCCAGAACAUCCCCAUCAUCAAGCUGGAGUGGCACUCGCCCUGGGCCGUCAUCCCCGUCUUCAUCUCAAUGCUGGGCAUCAUCACCACCACCUUCGUUAUCGUCACCUUUGUCCGCUACAACGAAACGCCCAUCGUCAGGGCGUCCGGCCGCGAGAUGAGCUACGUGCUGUUGACGGGCAUUUUCCUGUGUUAUGCCAUCACCUUCUUGAUGAUCGCGGCGCCCGACGUGGGCGUGUGUUCCUUCCGGAGGAUAUUUCUGGGUCUGGGGAUGUGCUUCAGCUACGCGGCCCUCCUCACCAAGACCAACCGUAUCCACCGCAUCUUCGAGCAGGGGAAGAAGUCCGUCAGCGCCCCCCGGUUCAUCUCCCCGGCCUCCCAGCUGGUCAUCACCUUCUCCCUGAUCUCGGUGCAGCUCCUGGGGGUGUUUGUGUGGUUCGCCGUGGACCCGCCGCACACCUUCGUGGACUACGGCGAGCAGCGGACCCAGGACCCGGCGGCGGCUCGUGGCGUGCUGAAGUGCGACAUCUCCGACCUGUCCCUGAUCUGCUCCUUGGGCUACUCCAUCCUACUGAUGGUCACAUGCACUGUUUACGCCAUCAAGACCAGGGGAGUGCCGGAGACCUUCAACGAGGCCAAGCCAAUUGGAUUUACCAUGUACACUACCUGCAUAAUCUGGCUGGCGUUUAUCCCGAUCUUCUUCGGGACAGCGCAGUCAGCGGAGAGGGUGAGUGGAACAGCUUUUAUAACGGUAAACACACAAACACGCAGAAAAGUGGAGCCUGUGUGUUUCUAA